Penicillium manginii is the source of this 1611-nucleotide messenger RNA. Its product is annotated as sugar porter family MFS transporter. Gene Ontology annotation, biological process: transmembrane transport; carbohydrate transport. Lineage: Eukaryota; Fungi; Ascomycota; Eurotiomycetes; Eurotiales; Aspergillaceae. Gene Ontology annotation, molecular function: carbohydrate:proton symporter activity. The coding region runs from base 1 to 1611 and encodes 536 amino acids. Gene Ontology annotation, cellular component: membrane. The record is from RefSeq and is a predicted model, not a curated record. The transcript has 4 exons.
AUGGGUUUCCUGAUCAAACAGCCUGAGGGAACUGAGGGAAAGGCAUGGCCUGCCAUUCUAAUCAGCGGGUUUGUCGCCUUUGGCGGUAUUCUAUUUGGCUAUGAUACAGGUACAAUAAGCGGCAUUCUCGCCAUGCCGUACUGGGAGAAGCUUUUCUCUACCGGUUACAGAGGCUCUGAUGGUAAUCUUACGAUUUCCUCCAGUCAAUCUUCGGCUAUCGUAUCGAUUCUAUCUGCGGGCACCUUUUUCGGUGCACUUGGGGCAGCCCCCAUGGGGGAUUUUAUUGGCCGUCGUUGGGGUUUGAUUUUCUCGACCGGUAUCUUUACACUUGGUGUUAUCUUUCAAACUGUUGCGACAGCUAUUCCCCUUUUCUUAGCGGGACGAUUCUUUGCGGGCUUCGGUGUUGGUUUGAUCUCGGCGCUAAUUCCUCUCUACCAGUCCGAAACGGCCCCGAAAUGGAUUCGCGGCUUUAUCGUUGGCUCAUAUCAAUUUGCUAUCACGGUUGGCCUCUUGUUGGCCGCUGUGGUGAAUAACGCCACCCAUUUGCGUGAUGACACUGGCUCUUACCGAAUCCCAAUCGCAGUGCAGUUUGCAUGGGCAAUUGUUCUUGUAGUCGGCAUGCUUCUUCUUCCGGAAACGCCCCGCUACAUGAUUAAAAGAAAUGAUUAUCAAGGUGCUGUACGGAGCUUGGCUAGGCUCCGACAUCUUUCUGAAAAUGAUCCUGCUUUGCUUGCGGAACUUGCCGAAAUCCAGGCAAAUCAUGAAUAUGAACUUGACCUUGGAAGCGCCGGUUAUAUUGAAUGUUUCAAGGGUAAUUUGGGAAAACGCCUUCUGACUGGAUGUUUCCUCCAGGGUCUUCAACAGUUGACUGGUAUUAACUUUAUCUUCUAUUACGGUACCCAGUUUUUCAAGAACUCUGGAUUCAAGAAUGAGUUUGUAAUCAGUCUGAUUACCAGUUGUGUUAACGUUGGUUCAACGAUUCCCGGCCUCUAUGCUAUUGACAAGUGGGGAAGACGUCCAGUCCUGCUUGUGGGAGCUAUUGGUAUGACUGUGUCCCAGCUUCUCGUUGCCGUCCUAGGAACUACGACCACUAGUCAAGAUGACCUUGGAAAUAUUAUUGUCCACAAUCAACCUGCUCAGCAGGCAGCCAUUGCAUUUAUUUGCAUUUAUAUCUUCUUCUUCGCUGCGUCUUGGGGGCCAAUUGCCUGGGUUGUGACAGGAGAGAUUUUCCCUCUCAAAGUUAGAGCGAAGUCUCUAUCUAUGACAACUGCCACGAAUUGGCUGCUUAACUGGGCUCUGAGUUUCGCUACACCCUACUUGGUCAACUAUGGACCUGGUAAUGCGAAUCUACAAUCCAAAAUCUUUUUUAUCUGGUUUGGCUGUUGUUUUCUCUGCAUAGCCUUCGUGUAUACUAUGAUCUAUGAGACUAAGGGCUUGACCCUAGAGGAAGUUGAUAGGCUCUACUGUGAGGUCAGCUCCGCUAGGAAGAGUGUUGGCUGGAAGCCAACCACCACCUGGGCUGAGGAGAAGGAGAUAUCAAACAAACUUGUAAAUAAGCGCCAAAUUGCGGAGCACGGAGAGUCUCACGAGCCAAAAAUUGCGGAAGAAUAG